AGCCAGUUUCCGGUGGCGCGUGGUUUCCGGCUCGGAUCGGAACCUGGAGUCCGGAUUUCAUCCGGGUGUGAACAUUCCAAAAGCAGGUUUCUGAAAUGGCAAAAGAUGGCAGCAAGGAGGCCAUGCUUAUAUGGUGUGAAGAUUGUAAUCAGCAUCAUGAUUCUGAAUGUCCAGAACUGGGCCCAGUGGUGACAGUCAAAGAUUCCUUUGUGUUAAGUAGGGCAAGGUCAUCCCUUCCCUCCAACCUGGAGAUCAGGCAAGUAGAAGAUGGGAUGGAAGGCAUUUUCGCAGUAACUCAGUUGGUGAAGCGUACCCAGUUUGGCCCCUUUGAAUCCAAGAGAGUUGCCAAAAUAGAAAAGGAGUCAGCAUUUCCAUUAAAGGUUUUUCAGAAGGAUGAUCCUCCGGUGUAUUUUGAUACUUCUAAUGAAGAUGAUUGUAACUGGAUGAUGAUGGUGAGACCAGCCAACCAAUACGAGCACCAGAACCUGUCUGCCUUCCAGCAUGAUAAUGACAUUUACUUCACUACUUCCCGGGACAUCCCACCGGGAACUGAGUUAAGAGUAUGGUACGCAGCUUUCUAUGCCAAAAAAAUGGAGAAGCCCGUUCUAAAGCAAGUUACUAGCAUUGCCAAUGAUGUGUGCUUAGUUGUAAUGGAAUGUGACCAAGAGGGAAACAAAAUUGCUUCAAAGCCUCCCUGUUCUGGCAGCACUUUUUCUCUCAAGAAAUUAAAACUCUCACGGCCUAAACUUUCAGAGCAUCGGCGGAGCCAUGUGGAGCAACCCAAAGGAGUUCCAAAGAGCAACCAAAAUGAUGCUGUUCCAGAUAAGGCUCUCCCUGCAGAUAAGCCCAUAACCUGUGAAAAUGACAACCCCACUGUGGAAGUGAAAAGAAAACCACGAAGGGGCAGAAAGCCAAAAGUGGCAAAAGCAGAAACUCCUCUUGCGAUUGUGGACAAUAAAGACUCUUCUGUGGAACAUGUUGCUGAAAUUAUAACGGAGAUUCCACCUGAUGAUGUAGCCCUUCCUUCUGCUGAAGAAGCACGGUUUAUGGAGGUGGUAUUAGCGAAGCUACCUGGUACUACAAACAGUAAGAACUCUAUAGCAAAGUUUUCUCAUCAUCAAAGCUCUAUGUCCCUCAAGAGGAGCUUACUCCUCUCCAGCCGACAUGGGAUGCGGCGCAAGUUGAUCAAGCAACUUGGGGAACACAAGCGUGUGUAUCAAUGUAACAUCUGCAGCAAGAUGUUCCAGAACAGCAGCAAUCUCAGCAGGCACAUCCGGUCUCAUGGUGACAAAUUGUUUAAAUGUGAGGAAUGUGCCAAGCUUUUCAGUCGAAAAGAGAGUUUGAAGCAACAUGUUUCAUACAAACACAGUAGGAAUGAGGUUGACAAUGAGUACAGGUACAAGUGUGCUACAUGUGAAAAAGCUUUUCGGAUAGAGAGUGCAUUAGAAUUUCACAACUGUAGAACAGAUGACAAGACGUUUCAGUGUGAGUUGUGUUUUAGAUUCUUUUCUACAAACAGCAACCUCUCAAAACACAAAAAGAAACACGGGGACAAGAAAUUUGCUUGUGAGAUCUGCAACAAAUUGUUCUACCGAAAGGAUGUCAUGUUGGAUCACCAGAGGCGACAUCUAGAAGGAGUGAAGCGUGUGAAAAGAGAGGACUUUGAGCACAGUGCAGAGAACAUGGUCCGCUAUAAGAAAGAGCCUUCCGGGUGCCCUGAGUGUGGAAAGAUAUUUUCAUGUAGGAGCAAUAUGAACAAGCAUCUCCUGACCCAUGGAGAUAAGAAAUACACCUGUGAGAUUUGUGGCCGUAAAUUCUUCAGAGUAGAUGUGCUUAGAGAUCAUAUUCACGUUCACUUUAAGGACAUAGCAAUAAUGGAUGACCACCAGAGAGAAGAGUUCAUUGGCAAAAUCGGAAUCUCUUCAGAGGAGAAUGAUGAAAACUCAGAUGAAAGUGUGGAUUCUGAGCCUCACAAGUAUAGCUGCAAAAGGUGCCAGUUGACAUUUGGCCGAGGAAAAGAGUACUUGAAACACAUUAUGGAAGUUCACAAGGAGAAGGGUUAUGGCUGUAGUAUCUGCAAUAGACGUUUUGCCUUGAAAGCAACUUACCAUGCGCACAUGGUCAUUCAUCGGGAGAAUCUGCCUGACCCCAAUGUGCAGAAAUAUAUCCAUCCAUGUGAAAUCUGUGGAAGGAUUUUUAACAGCAUAGGGAAUUUAGAACGGCAUAAACUUAUUCAUACAGGUGUGAAGAGUCAUGCCUGUGAACAGUGUGGUAAGUCGUUUGCAAGGAAGGACAUGCUAAAAGAACACAUGAGGGUCCAUGAUAAUAUUCGAGAAUAUUUGUGUGCGGAAUGUGGCAAAGGCAUGAAAACAAAACAUGCAUUGCGCCACCAUAUGAAACUUCAUAAAGGGAUAAAGGAGUAUGAAUGCAUGGAGUGUCAUCGAAAGUUUGCACAGAAAGUCAACAUGCUCAAGCACUACAAGAGGCAUACAGCAGGAAUCAAAGAUUUCAUGUGUGAACUCUGCGGGAAGACAUUUAGCGAGAGGAACACAAUGGAGACUCAUAAGCUCAUUCACACAGUGGGGAAGCAGUGGACAUGCUCAGUGUGUGAUAAAAAGUAUGUCACAGAGUACAUGCUUCAGAAGCACAUUCAGCUGACUCAUGAUAAGAUAGAAGCACAGAGUUGUCAGCUCUGUGGGACGAAGGUUUCCACGAGAGCUUCAAUGAGUCGUCACAUGAGACGAAAACAUCCAGAGGUGCUUUCAGUUAGGAUUGAGGACUUGGAGCAGCUGUCAGAGACCUCUACCAUUGAUGCUACUUCUAUAGGAAUUGUACAGCCCGACCUAGACCUGGAACAAGGGGAAUUACCAGAAGGCAAGCAUCUGAAGGCUCAUAAGCGUGGUCAUAAACGAAAGCAUAAGCCUAAUGAAGAGGAAGAAACCCAAGUGCCUGAGGAUUCUGCCUUCAGUGAAUAUACAGAAAAAGAUGUGGAAUUCACAGGGAAUGUGGGGGAUGAGACCAAUUCAGCUGUGCAAAGCAUUCAGCAGGUGGUGGUGACUCUUGGAGACCCAAAUGUCACAGCACCUUCUAGCUCUGUUGGUCUGACCAAUAUUAGCGUUACUCCCAUCACUACAGCAGCUGGAACCCAGUUUACUAACCUGCAACCUGUGGCUGUGGGCCACCUUGCCACUCCCGAGCGCCAGUUACAACUAGACAAUUCCAUCCUCACAGUGACAUUCGAUACAGUCACUGGUUCUGCCAUGUUGCAUGGUAACCGCCAAAACGAUAUCCAAAUACAGUCGCAGCCUGAGCCAACAAACCCCCAGUCAGUAGCCCAUUUUAUAAAUCUGACGACUUUGGUGAACUCCAUUGCUCCAUUAGGGAGCCAGAUAUCAGAACAGCAUCCCUUAACAUGGAGAGCAGUGCCUCAAACUGAUGUCCUGCAAACUCAGGCCCAGCCAACGCAACAGCAGACAGGGCAGCAACAGGUUCAAACUGAACAGCAGCAGCAGAUGUACAGCUACUAACUUAUACUUGAAAGAAGACACCAAACUGUGAAUGGGCUUGUAGGAGCCCAUGGGACACAUAAACCGAAUAAUCAAUUGCUGGAAACCAAACAGAGGUGGAGGAGAGUGUGUAUGCAAUGAAAUGUGUGUUGAUGUUGGCCCGACAGCUUGAAAUACAGAGGCCUUAAAAGUCUCAUACUCUGUACACACCAACCUUCCUCAAAACAUGGGUAACUUCAGCUCAUAAUGGUUGACUGGGAAUAGUGAUAAGUCUGAGGUCAUGGGGUAGGGGAUGGGGGUGAUGCAUUUGGCAAGCAAAUAGGGAAUAGAUAGUAAAUACACGGCCAUACUGGUCACACAAAAAUCAUACUGGUCACACUGAGUUAGGUUGCACUAACUUGGCAGCAGGAUUUAGAAUAUAACUGAGCAAAAAAGACCAUUCCUGUAUCUAAUGGAACAUUUGGAAAAAUAAGUGGGUGGGGAUAGUCUUGUGAUGUGAAAUGUACCUCAUUUCAUGAAUUAUUUCCAUUAUGGUGAUGAAGAAACCACCUUACCAGUAAGACAUCUUGGGUUGUCACCUGAAAUAGCCAGUCUGAUGUUAGAGCAACAUUCAUGAUCUUCUGUUUAGUAAAAUUAAAACUUGAAUCAAGCUUGUUGUGGACUAAAUGCCUAAUGUGAUAAUAGAAUUGUUUACAGAACUGCUUGUUGAUUAAAUAUUACAUUUAGCUAAUAGGCUUGAAGAGCAGUUCUUCCCAUUGAAACUGACUUUGCCAAUUAGUCUUACAUCAUGUCAUAAAUAUUUGGGAGGGAAAGAGUCAUUGUUCGCUAUUACCCUUUGUACUUCACACUGUAUUCUUGGUGGAUAUUUGCAGAUUAAGGGACACUUUUUAAAGUGAUUUCAUGUAUCUUUUCAUUAUUUUCUUUGUAAUAACUGAUACUUGAUUUUGCUUGGGGGGAAGAUCUGAAAUGCACAGCAACAAAUUGCCUGGGUGCAAGUCAUAGUGUAAUACCGAUUGUAGAUUAUAUUGACCACAAGGAGGCAGCCUAAACUAAAGCUAAUGACAAACACUUACCUUGAUAAAGGUAGGAAACGAUAGAACUGUUGUGUCAUCUGUUCAGGCUGAAGAGGGCAUUUUUUGCAUCCUCAUACAAUGUAACUGACGUAUCUUGUGUUAAAUACCAAUUCAAUCUACAUCUUCUAUGAAAUGACUUACGACUGUACCAUCAGAAAAUAAAGGAGAGCAGCCCAGCCAUUUAUGAAGAAAAAUGAAUAAACAUUUAUCUUG
This is a messenger RNA of Rhineura floridana, 4792 nucleotides long. RefSeq names its product PR/SET domain 15 (gene PRDM15). Lineage: Eukaryota; Metazoa; Chordata; Lepidosauria; Squamata; Rhineuridae. The record is from RefSeq and is a predicted model, not a curated record. Bases 96 to 3527 code for a protein of 1143 amino acids. Gene Ontology annotation, molecular function: histone deacetylase binding; DNA-binding transcription factor activity; RNA polymerase II cis-regulatory region sequence-specific DNA binding. Gene Ontology annotation, cellular component: nucleus; cytoplasm. The transcript is spliced from 24 exons. Gene Ontology annotation, biological process: regulation of transcription by RNA polymerase II; cell fate commitment.